UCAUGGAAGUUCACGCUUUGACUAGCAACCACUGUGUGUGGAGGCUGCAAACUUGGAGAGAUUGUCCCAUUUGAGACCAAAAUCAACGCAUCAAUGUUGGACGGGAAGCGAUCAGGUGGAUUUCAUAUCGGGAUUCCACCACUCGAAAGUGACGACAGCUGUCUCAGUGACAGUGGGGAUAGCGAUGAAGACAAAACUUGUACCCCAGGUGAUGAAAACGGCAGUAAUAGGGGCGUCGGCACUAUAGAUAUCUUAUACAUUAAGGUUAUGAAAGCGGCAGUAGUGAGAGUGCUGACAACAGCAGCAGUGAUGAAGACUUUAUUGCUGCAAGAAGGAAAUCAGCUGCUACUACAAAAAGAAAAAGACUCAAGGUAGCAUGGAAGAUGGCGAAGCAAGAGAACUCUGUAACAGACGAUCCAGUUAGGCAAGGUGCUCCUCUGGGUGCUAAUGAAAUCAGACUGCCCAUUCAAUACUUCAGAGAUUUUUUUGAUGCUGAUCUUUUGGGUGGUAUUGUGGAACAAAGCAAUCUGUAUUGCACACAACAAAAUCAAAAUUGUGCCCUCAAAUUGGAUCAGAAUGAACUGGAGCAGUUUAUUGGCACUGUAGUGUACAUGAGUGUUUUGCAUUUACCUAGGCCAAGAAUGUACUGGUCCAGUGCAUGUCGAGUAUCGCAGGUGGCUGAUGUGAUGUCCCGAGACAGAUGGGAAGAAAUAAUACAUUUCAUUCAUUUCAGUGACAACAUGGCACCCAAUAACGGUGAUAGGCUUUUCAAAGUCAGGUCACUUAUUGAUUCACUUCUCCCCAAAUUUCAGGCUCUCCCUCAAGCUCAAAUGUUAUCUGUUGAUGAGCAAACGGUGCCAUUCAAAGGCAGAUCAAGUCUAAAGCAGUAUAUCCCCGAGAAGCCAUACAAAUGGGGAUACAAAAUCUUUGUGCUUUGUGACACAGAAGGCCUGGUGCAUUCAUUUGACAUAUUUGCAGGGAAAAUUGGUCCUGCACCAGGACAACCAGACAUUGGGGCAAGUGGAAACAUUGUGCUAAAGCUUGCACAAGAUAUUCAUGAUGCUGCCAAUCACUUGCUGUGCUUUGACAACCGGUUUUCCUCCUUGGAUUUGUUUGUUGCUCUUGCAAACAAGGGGAUACCAGCCCUUGGUACUGUGCAGCAAAGUUGCCUGAAAGGGUGCAGUUUCAGUGAAGACACAGAAACAAAGAAAAAGAGAAGAGGGACAUUUGAAGAGCAACAGGUUGACAUAGACAAUGUGGAAAUAAGAGCAGUCAAAUGGUUUGACAACAGCGGGGUGAUCGUUGCCAGCACUUUUGCCAGUGCCCGGCCUGUUUCUAACAUAGAAAGAUGGGAUAGAAAGUUGAAAAAGAAAGUGUCUGUGGAAUGCCCAGGUAUCAUCAGCCUGUACACCAAGUUCAUGGGCGGGGUUGAUGCUCUUGAUGCACUGAUUGCAGAUUACCGCAUCCACAUAAGGUCAAAAAAGUACUACCAUAGGUUCUUUUUUCACUUUGUGGAUAUGGUCAUUGUCAACAGCUGGUUGUUGUAUCGGCGUGAUUGUGAGUCACUGAGUGUUCCGAGAAAGAAGCAGAUGGAUUUGCUUGCUUUCAGAACAUCUAUUGCACAGGCGCUCUGCAUGCAAGGCAAGGAUCUGUCAAAAAACAAGAGGGGGCCGCCUUCAUCGGAUGUUGAAAGGGAGUUUGAAAAGAAGAAGCGUCGAGGUCCAGCUAAGGCUAUUCCAACACAGGAAGUCCGUUCAGAUGCUGUGGGUCACUGGCCAGUGGUUGAAAGAGAUCGGCAACGCUGCAAAUUCCCAAAUUGUAAGGGCCAGACUGUGUUCAAAUGUGCAAAGUGCAACGUUCACCUGUGCCUCAACAAAAACAAAAACUGCUUUCGUGAAUUCCACGAGUAAGGCUGUUUCAUGCAAAGACAGUUCAAGUGACAUGCUCACUCUCCACAUUGGAGAAACAAGGACAGAGUAGGAGUGAAGAUGUCAUGGUGAAAUUUAAGGUGUGCUGAUUGAUUCAUGUCAUCAACUCAUGCACUGAGUAACAUUUCAAGUAAAUGUUCCACCUUAAAACAUGUCGACAGUCAGCCCAAUGAAUGAAGCUAUUUUUUUCUCUUUCAUUUUAUAGUUAUAGUUUUCUGAUGUAUGAUCAGAGGUUACAUAAAACCAGCCGCAACUCAGCCCUGAGCAGAGUGACUGUCCUCUACUGACCAAUCAGACUGCAGGGUUUCUAGCUCCACAUUUUAUUACCAGAUCUGUGUACUAGGUACUAGUGAUGGUGAGAUGAAGCCUCAUGGAGCAUUGAAGCUUUCCAACAAAUUGGUUCAGAAAAGGGUUCAUUUCUCAAGGCUUCAUGUGCACACGAAACCACCUGCUGGCCAAAGUGUGUAAAACAGGCAGCUGUGACCUUAACCAUGUAAUCUGUGAUACACGGCAUUUUGUGUCAGUAAUGGGUGUUGGGAAUAACUAUUAAUAAUAAUAAUAAUAAUAAUAAUAAUAUAACUUUCUUUUUAUCAAUAUAGUGUAUUUUCUAGUGAGUAUAUUAUGACUACACUGUAUCAAAUACAUCUACAAUAAACUGUUAUUGUUUUGUGAAUGCAUCCUAUGUGUAUAAACCAAUCAUUUGGCUAAAAAUUGUAUUGUUGU
Epinephelus lanceolatus (giant grouper) is the source of this 2651-nucleotide messenger RNA. The record is from RefSeq and is a predicted model, not a curated record. Lineage: Eukaryota; Metazoa; Chordata; Actinopteri; Perciformes; Serranidae.